This is a messenger RNA of Siniperca chuatsi (mandarin fish), 3126 nucleotides long. RefSeq names its product RTF1 homolog, Paf1/RNA polymerase II complex component (gene rtf1). Gene Ontology annotation, cellular component: Cdc73/Paf1 complex. The transcript has 18 exons. Bases 147 to 2180 code for a protein of 677 amino acids. Lineage: Eukaryota; Metazoa; Chordata; Actinopteri; Centrarchiformes; Sinipercidae. Gene Ontology annotation, molecular function: DNA binding; RNA polymerase II C-terminal domain phosphoserine binding. The record is from RefSeq and is a predicted model, not a curated record.
UAACUAUGGUAUCAAUACGAGCGCGCAUGCUCAGUACUGCCUUUGUGUGGCUGACUGCAGAGCCAACUAGCUAGGUAGCAGCAACGGCUAGCCUCAAACAUUUAGACGACACAGAGGUAGCUAGCAGGUUAGCAGUGCAGCUAAUCAUGGUGAAUGUAAAGAAGCGGAAAGGUCGGGUCGUGAUUGACUCUGACUCCGAAGACAGUGCUAGCGACGAUAAUUUAGAUCAGGAGCUCUUGUCUUUGGCAAAAAGGAAGAGGGUCGAUUCGGGUGAGCAGGAAGAGCCGGUUAGCAAACCUGCAGCUUCUACAGACUCUGAGACAUCCGAUAGUGAUGAUGAGUGGACUGUGGGUGGCACCAAAGGCAAAAAGAAGGUUAAGCAAGGUAAAGGGUCUGAAAAGAAGAACGCUACUAAGAAGAAGGUUAAUAAAGCAACGGCGUCUGGCAGCUCAGAUGGAGACAGCUCAGCUGAGAGCUCUGCACCAGAGGAGGGUGAGGUGUCUGAUUCAGAGAGCAACAGUUCGUCCUCCAGCUCCGACUCGGACUCCUCUGAGGACGAGGUGUUCAGGGACGGGUAUGACGACGACUUGAUGGGAGACGCGGAGGACAGAGCUCGGCUGGAGCAGAUGACAGAGAAGGAGCGAGAGCAAGAGCUGUUCAACAGGAUUGAGAAGCGAGAGGUGCUAAAGAGACGUUUUGAAAUUAAGAAGAAGCUGAAGACUGCAAAGAAGAAGGAGAAAGAGGAGAAGAAAAAGAAGCAGGAGGAAGAGCAAGAAAAAAGGAAGCUAUCUCAGGUUCCAGACACACAAGUGGUCAUGUCACACAACAAAGAGAGACGAUCCAAACGUGAUGAAAAACUUGACAAAAAGUCCCAGGCCAUGGAAGAACUCAAAGCUGAACGCGAGAAGAAGAAAAACAAAACAGCGGAGCUGCUGGCCAAACGCCAGCCCCUGAAGACGAGCGAGGUUUACUCUGAUGAUGAGGAGGAAGAGGAGGAAGACGAUGACAAGUCAUCAGUCAAAAGUGAUCGGAGUUCGCGAUCAUCGUCUUAUGAUGAUGACGAAAAAGAAGAAACUCCCCCGAAGUCGCAGCCUGUUUCUCUACCAGAUGAGCUCAACAGGGUCCGCCUGUCCAGACACAAGCUGGAGCGCUGGUGCCACAUGCCUUUCUUUGCUAAGACUGUGACUGGCUGCUUUGUGAGGAUAGGGAUUGGGAACAGUAGCAGUAAACCAGUUUAUAGGGUUGCUGAAAUUGUUGAUGUGGUGGAGACGGCGAAGGUUUACCAACUUGGAUCAACACGAACAAACAAAGGAUUACAAUUAAGGCAUGGAGGUGACACGCGGGUGUUCAGGCUCGAGUUUGUAUCGAAUCAGGAAUUUACUGAAAGCGAGUUUAUGAAGUGGAAAGAGGCGAUGAUGGUUGCUGGAAUGCAAGUACCAACUCUUGACGAAAUCACCAAAAAGGAGCAGUCCAUCAAAGAAGCUCUGAACUAUAAGUUCAACGACAAGGACAUAGAGGAUAUUGUUAAAGAGAAGGACAGAUUCCGAAAAGCGCCACCAAAUUAUGCCAUGAAGAAAACGCAGUUACUCAAAGAUAAGGCCAUGGCAGAAGAGAGUGGAGAUGGUGACAAAGCGAAAGUGAUCCAGGAUGAGCUGAAUGAGCUUGAGGAAAGGGCAGAAGCACUUGACAGACAGAGGACCAAGAACAUCUCUGCCAUCAGCUACAUCAAUCAGAGGAACAGAAGCUGGAACAUCGUUGAAUCUGAGAAAGCUCUUGUGGCUGAAGGACAAAAUGCCAAAAAUCAACAAAUGGACCCUUUCACAAGAAGACAGUGCAAACCCACCAUGGUGUCUAAUGCCAGAGACCCGUCAGUCCAUGCAGCUAUUCUUGCUCACCUGAACCAGAAGUACGGCUCUGGGUCAGCAGCAGAUCCUUCUAGCGCAGAGAAGAACCAACUGGGUCAAGUAAACCCAAAAGACAAAGAUGUCCCCAAGCCAACCACUGACCUCUCAGAAGACUUGUUUAAAGUUCACGAUUUUGAUGUUAAGAUUGACCUACAGGUUCCCAAUGCAGAGGCAAAGUCUCUGUCUGUAAGCUCCAACGCACUGCCAGUGAAGGACGGUGCCCCCCGCAGGUCCCUCAACCUGGAAGACUACAAGAAGAGGAGGGGGCUGAUCUGAUGUGGCCAGUCCAUCAUUCAGACACCACAUUGCAUGUGUAAUUGGCUGUGCAGAAGAGAGUAUGUGUGAGUGAGUGAGUGAGAGUGUGUGUGUGUGUGUGUGUGUGUGUGUGAGAGAGAGAGACUCCCAGAGGAUGUGUGUUUGACUGUUGAUACAACGGACCGUUUAUCCAAACACAGAGGAAAUACUGAUUGAGCAAAAACAUUUUUCUCAAAGGAUCUCUCUAGGAAGAAACUUGUCCAGAUAUUUGUUGUUUUGUUAUUUUUGCAUUAUCACACACAAACUCGUAUAUGGAGUUGUGUUUUUUUAAUGUAUUUAACUUCUCUCCCCCCUCUUUUGGAUCUUCUGGAGUCCACUCCUUUUUUGUCUUUUUUUUUUAUUUUUUCUGAAAGGACGCAGCGCUUGUGGAUUACUUUGAACAAGGACACUAUCUUAGAAGACUUAGAUUGUUGAGGCAUAGGCUGGAUAUGUAAUGGAGCUGACCAGCCUGUCCUCACCAACAAUGAAUUACUGUUGUUAACCCCCCCCCCAAAAAACAUGUGUGAUCAUCUGCCCUUGCAGUCCAUCCUGAAUUUUAACAGCCUCGUGGUUUUUUGUGGAGUGUAGAUGAUCACCAUCUCGGACUUCGGAGACGUCGGCCCUCCGUGACAAAUGGGAAAAGUUCAGUACAUGUCUACUGGACAUUUAUCACUUUUUAAGUCUUUGAAACAACCUGAUUUAAGAGGAACCAUUUUCUAUGGCUGGCCUGGUUAUAAAAGUGUUCAUCUUCAUUUCUGUUAUCUCUUGGUUGGUUGUUCAUGGGAUAACUCCCCUGCCCUUAACUCCCAGAGCAGAUUCUAUGUGUUAUUGAUUGUGUCCAUAGUCAGUUCCUUUAUUGAUGUGGCAUGCCAUGUAAAUAUGCAUUCUGGAGUGGGUGCAGGAAAAAUAAAGAGGCACUGUUUCAUAA